Molecule: messenger RNA, 4654 nt
Organism: Meriones unguiculatus (Mongolian gerbil)
Lineage: Eukaryota; Metazoa; Chordata; Mammalia; Rodentia; Muridae
Gene: Hepacam
Product: hepatic and glial cell adhesion molecule
Exons: 7
Coding region: 223-1479 (418 amino acids)
Source: RefSeq, a predicted model, not a curated record
GUCCAGACUGGGGGAGCGAAGGGCUUGGAAACUAGAAAAUGCUAGGUCUGAGCGAAGCAAGAGCUGAGAACAAGGCCAGCAACACACAGAGCUCUGUGUAUUCAGAGGGAAGUUGGCAGGGUUGUGCCCGGGCAGAGAAACUCCGAGUGGUACAAAGGGACGUGCCCGGAGUGGAGAAAUCAUGCUAAUUGUCUGCACCAGAGCUGGAGAACGCCACCCAAAAUGAAGAGAGAAAGGGGAGCCCUGUCAAGAGUCUCCAGGGCCCUGCGCCUAGCUCCUUUUGUCUACCUGUUUCUCAUCCAGCCAGUCCCCCUGGAGGGGGUGAACAUCACCAGCCCCAUACGUCUGAUCCAUGGCACGGUGGGGAAGUCGGCUCUGCUUUCCGUGCAGUACAGUAGCACCAGCAGCGACAAGCCGGUGGUGAAGUGGCAGCUGAAGCGUGACAAGCCAGUGACUGUCGUGCAGUCCAUAGGCACAGAGGUCAUUGGCACUCUGCGGCCUGACUAUCGAGACCGUAUCCGGCUCUUUGAAAAUGGCUCCUUGCUUCUCAGCGACCUGCAGCUGGCAGAUGAGGGAACCUAUGAAGUGGAGAUCUCCAUCACUGAUGACACCUUUACUGGGGAGAAGACCAUCAACCUCACCGUGGAUGUGCCCAUUUCAAGGCCACAGGUGUUAGUGGCUUCAACCACUGUUCUGGAGCUCAGUGAGGCCUUCACCCUCAACUGCUCCCAUGAGAAUGGCACCAAGCCUAGCUACACCUGGCUGAAGGAUGGCAAGCCCCUCCUCAACGACUCCCGAAUGCUCCUGUCCCCUGACCAAAAGGUGCUCACCAUCACUCGCGUACUCAUGGAGGAUGAUGACCUGUACAGCUGCGUGGUGGAGAACCCCAUCAGCCAGGUUCGAAGCUUGCCCGUCAAGAUCACCGUAUAUAGAAGAAGCUCCCUCUAUAUCAUCUUGUCUACAGGAGGCAUCUUCCUCCUUGUGACCCUGGUGACAGUCUGUGCCUGCUGGAAACCUUCCAAAAAGUCCAGGAAGAAGAGGAAGUUGGAGAAGCAAAACUCCUUGGAAUACAUGGAUCAGAAUGAUGACCGCCUAAAAUCAGAAGCGGACACCCUACCCCGAAGUGGCGAACAGGAGCGGAAGAACCCGAUGGCACUAUAUAUUCUGAAGGACAAGGACUCCCAGGAGCCCGAUGAGAACCCCGCUGCAGAGCCUCGGAGCACCACAGAGCCCGGCCCUCCUGGCUACUCCGUGUCCCCGCCUGUGCCCGGCCGCUCUCCGGGGCUGCCCAUCCGCUCAGCCCGCCGCUACCCGCGCUCCCCAGUGCGCUCGCCCGCCACUGGCCGGACACACACGUCGCCACCCCGGGCCCCGAGCUCGCCCGGCCGCUCGCGCAGCUCCUCGCGCACACUGCGGACUGCUGGCGUGCACAGGAUCCGCGAGCAGGACGAGGCUGGGCAGGUGGAGAUCAGUGCCUGAGCCGCCCCAGGAGCCCGCACCGGUUGCCCCACGGUGUGCUGACCGCGGCCGGGGGAGGCUGAGAAGUCCGGGUGCCUCUGGCCAGAGCUGAGGGUAGAUUGUGGCCUGAUCCCCGUUUAGGGUGUGAGCUUGCGCAAACGCGUGGAGCGCCGAUCUCGGUGUUAAGCCCGGUAGCAUGUGCGCUGGGUUUACUGGCUGUGUUCUUUGGCUGUGUUCUCAGUGGGUAUGAGCUGUGCCCUCUUAGGACUACAUAGAUUAUUAAAUUUCCGGCCCAAUCCCUAAAGAAUUUUAUGGAAACUAACAAUAAUUUUACCCAAUGAGACGAUCCUAUGCACCCCCCUGGGAGCGUUUAUCCACCUCCCAACCCCACACGCCUCCUACGAUCCCUAAAAUUUGUGGUACCCCUGGUCUGAGCCCCAAAUCGAGGCCGCUUAUCCCCAAAUGCCCACUGACAUGAACUAAAGACAAGUCAGAUGCUGGUUCCUGGAUGUACAGGGCCUGUUCUGAUCACAAAGGAGUCAUUUUCUUAAGACCUUUUCUGGACACCUGCUUCCCUGUCUCCUCCUCUUGGUAAGGGUGAAUCCCGGGUGCAGUCCUAGGACCCUGGGAACCUGGGACUAGUCAAAGACAAAAUAUCAGGGCCCCAGUGGUUGGCGGCAUCCAAUGGCUUCUUCAAAAGCGUGCCAUACUGGUCUUUCUUCCUCUCUGUGUUCAUGAGAAAGUGGGUGGGUUUGUUCCUGGCGUUCUUACAAACCAAGCUUUUCAAUCAUCAUCAGGAAGGUUGAGGAGUUUCUUCGAGCUGUAAAAAUAAUAAGAUUCUACUCUCCAGAUAAACAUGGAAAGAGGAAGAAGCUUACCGUUCCCCAGCACGUCAAAACAACAUUGGCCCACCCACUAGCCUCAUGCUUUCCACCUGCCUUGCCCCUAGAUGCGCAGAACCAAGGACAGUGGACAGAGGCAGCUCCCUAAUCUGUACUAAAGUCAGGAGACUAAGGGGCUGGGCCACCUCCAGGCCAUCACCUCUUUGGGCAUUUUGGAAGAAAGAAAACAAUGUACUAUGUGAAGACAGAAAGCACAUAAAUAGCUGAAAGACAGGAAGGUCCUGGGCUGUCUGCCCUCUCUUCCCUAAUGCCCCCAGAGACCCCUGCAUCUCUUGUCCCUCCUCAACUCCUAAACUUUGUCUUGGCUUCUGCAUUAUCCAAUGAACAACUCCCAAGGUCCAUAUGCAUCACCUCCACACCAGAACACACUUUGUCCCAGCCCUGCAGGCACCAAAAUUUCUAGAUUGCCUGCAUCUCCCAACCCCACCGACAUGUCUCUCAGUUCCCCUGCUCAUGUGGCAAAUUGUCUGCAGCUAUCCUUACUUAGCCAGAACCCACAGUCCACUAACCUUCCCAGGUGCCUCAGCCACCAUAAACUAGUGCAUGUAGGUGAUAGUGCAGGCAGGUCAGGGUAUGUAAGAGUUGGAAAAGGACUCCCUGUUCAUCAGCCUUGAAGUAUAGGAGUGAGGAAUAGGGUGCGAUGAGAGCAUGCCACAUCCUGGUGCUGAAUCCUGGUGGGGCUGGCUUCCCAGACUCAAGCCAAAUUUGCCUUGAAUCGGGGGUAAGUAAGAAAGUGGGUUAUUGUUUUUGUUUUGCUUUGUUUUGAUUGUCAUCUUUGUAUUACUAGCAUCUAGCAGAGUGCAUGGCACAACCUGGAUGCUCAAUAAACUUUCAAUGAAAUGAAAUAAUUUUAUUUCCACAUAAGCAAACCGAACAAAUGUACAACCUAAAUGUACAAGCUAUAUCCUUUUUCUCUUGCUUUUAUAAAACCUCCUUUGCUUUCUUUCCAAAUUGCAAGUCAUCCAUUCCCAAGCCAUCCCUUUCACUCACUCACUCACUCAUUCCUAUGUUAUCUUAGUUACUAAACAAACAUUUAUUUGUGUACUGUUGACUAUAUCCCAAACGCAGGGUAAUGGUGUAAUUAUGCCAUGACUUCUACCUAGAAAACAAUCUCAUAGAAGAAGUCAGUAAGUGAGCAGAUUGUUAUAACACAGUGUGUAGAAACAGUAACAGAAACAGAUCUAAGAUACUCAGGGAACAAAUAUCAGGGGUUACAAAAGGAGGACAUAUUCCAAGUGUGUGUAAAAGUUUUGGGUGGACAAUACACAUGGGGAAUUCAGAAUACUGAGCCAUUAAAAUGGAUAGCAUUAUUUUAGGAUAAUGUAUAGAGCAGAAAGUGGUAAAAAUUCGAUAGGCCUCUGGGACCUCAGAUAUUGUAUUUUGUGGAGUUGAGUUGAGAAGAUCUUACAGAGAAGGCUAAAAAGGCAUAUCAAGAAAGGUCAAAAUAUAGGUGAAAAGGCCUUCACACACUCCAAGAAGAGGCUUUCAAGUGGAACAAGUGUGAUGGUGCAUGCCUAUAACCUUAGUUCUUGGAAAGCUGAACCAGGAGGACCUCAAGGUCAAGACCAGCUGAAGCACAUAGAGACACCCUGUCUCAAAGAAACGGAAGGAGGAGGAGGGUCGGGUGAUAGAAUAGUCAGGACUUUUGAAGGUUCUGUGUAUGAAAAGGAAUUCAAAGUAAUUAGGGAUUGGCAUGCUUGUGUAGCAUUUGAUCCCUAGGAAAGAAGAUGAGUCCUUAAGUUUGAUCCCCAGGAAAGAAGAAAAAAGAAUCAUCAAAGAAAUACACAUACACACAUUAAAUUUGGCAACAAAGGAGCCAUUGAGCUGCUUGGCAUAUGGAGUUGCAGCCAUGAGCAAGAGUUAAAGCCAGACUGUAACAGGUGAAUCAUGACAGACACAGUUGAGACUGGAUACUUGAGACUGGGUAUUUGAAAGGCCUUCCUGUUUCAGAGCUUCUUGAUCCUGCCUGAAUACAGUAUAUUUAGUUUGUAUUACAGGAGAAACUUCCAGGGAACAGAAACAAAAUAAAAGCAUGACACAUCCAGAGUGCUUUCGUACUAAUAAAAUAUGGAAUUACCCUGCAUAUUUUGCAUUAGAAUUGUAUUGAAAAAGUAUGUCUAGCCCAUUGGCAAAGUAAGAAGAGUUGGACCUCAGACUCAUAGAUUGUUGAUGACCUAGAAAGGGGGUUUCCCUGCUGGAGGCACAUAAGACAGCUGGUGAACGAAACUGCUAAUCUUCUGUGGAGAAAGGCACUUUGAAUUUUCUGUUAUUAAAACAAAUCAAAGAUGAGUUAA